Molecule: messenger RNA, 6385 nt
Organism: Xiphophorus couchianus (Monterrey platyfish)
Lineage: Eukaryota; Metazoa; Chordata; Actinopteri; Cyprinodontiformes; Poeciliidae
Gene: arhgef19
Product: Rho guanine nucleotide exchange factor (GEF) 19
Exons: 16
Coding region: 376-3294 (972 amino acids)
Biological process (GO): regulation of actin cytoskeleton organization; activation of GTPase activity
Molecular function (GO): protein binding; guanyl-nucleotide exchange factor activity
Source: RefSeq, a predicted model, not a curated record
AGGAGGGUGGGAGGGUAAAGAAGCUCAGAGAGAGACUGGAUCUGCAUUAUAAGUAGCUAUGAGAGCAGCAAGUGUCGGGUGUUUUCAACCUGUUUUUUAAAAUGCUCUAAUGCGAGGAAAAGAGCGAGCGGAGCAAAAGGAGGAGGAACCAAGAAGUGGGACAUCAGUUCUGAAAAGUCUGCUGUGAUUAGGAAGAAAGCCAAGUGCAAAGAAGGGAGGAGGGGAAGCCGAGAGGAACACAAGGCAGCAAUGGAUUGCAGAAUGGCUCGGCCUGACCCUGGGACGGCCUGCUGGAUUCACACACUGCCGCUGGACGCUGUCCAGCACACGCUCUAGGCUGCGAACGGCGGAGAGCUCCUAUGUGGCUGUCUAGCCAUGCUCCCUGCGUAUGGAUUCUCACCUUUUCCUGAUUUCCAUCCCCACCUUCACGCUUUUCGCUGCCGAGGAGAGAGCCCCAGCAUGUGGAUUCCUGGCUCCGGAGAGUCCCACAGUCCGAGCGAGUCCAAGGAGGGUCGGCCUCUCCUCCAUCCCAUCCAUCCCAACCACGUGGCGGUGUGCCAGCAGGAAACGCUGGCGUUUAUUGAGCUACAACAACCAGCACCUUCUAAGUUAAACUGUCUUGGCUCUCAGAGGCAGAGCAGUGAUCCAGACGCACACUCCCAACCUCUAAAUGGUUUACAACAAACUCUUAAUGAACUGAAUGACAUGCAAAAAGGCAAACACAGGACACACACUGAUCAUGGAAUGAAUGUAAACACUCCGUCACACGCUGUGGAUGACGCUGAGGUUGUUCAGCAGACCAGCACCAGGACUUCUUGGCAGGACCAAAACGAGAAGCCUCGGACAGUAACGACAGUUUGCCGCCCACUCCACGCAGCUCUCAGCCUCCCUCUGUCCUUUCCUCUGUCCUCUUUGUACACAAACAGGGACUCCUGGGAAUCUCGGGUACCUUACUCCUCAUCCUCACCAGAAUGUCCAGAGUUUCCAGGCCCACACGCCAGCCAGCCUCAGAGGAGAACAUCACAUGGAUCUCUGAAAGAGAAGUCUAUUCGGCGAAAGGUGCAGGUUUAUUCUCCAGACAGCCCAAGCGAUGAAUCACUCAGCAGUCCAAUCCUGGAGGCAGACUACAUCUUCCCCGGACCUUUUGCCUCUUUUCUGGAGGAAGACCUCAGUGGAUUAUCUUCUCUGGAUGCAGCUUCAACUCCCUCGUCCACAGCUGGCACGCCAGAUCUCCCAUGCAUCAGCCAUGGAGAUAUUUUCAGUGUUCAGUCAGAACCCUUGCAGAUAAUAGAGGACUCAGAAUCCGGAGCGGAGGAGGAGGAGGGCGGCAUCGUAGAGACAUCGCUUCACCCAGCAGGGAGCUUUUUGCCACGCAGUCGACAAACUGACCAAGAGCGUCGGCGUUUCUCAGCUUCAGAGCUAAUAUCAAGACUGCAGCUCUCCCAGAGGAAGAACUCGUUCACCUUAAAGCUGGGCAAGUCAUUGUCUGCUCGGGUGGCCUCCAAAGACAAGCAGAACUCCAACAGCCUGAGCCCCAACCUGGACUAUAAGUGUAACUCUAGACAUCGCAGCUCGGGAGGCUCUAGUGACAGCGGCACCUACAGUCCUGUUGGAACUGGGCUCCCACUGCCCAGUGGCGACAAUGGGAUAUCUUCUUAUCGGUGGAGCACUAAACUUGGAAUGCGUAAGAAAUCCAUAGAGGAAGACUUGAGCAUACCUUCAUCAUUUCCCACUUCAAAUCGCCUGUCACGUUUUUUGCCAAGCUCGAUCCUCUACCAGGAGUACAGCGAUGUGGCAAUCAACCGAGAGAUCCAGAGGCAACAAGGGAAGGAUCCAGGAACAGAGGAGGAGGGACUCAGAGAUGAAGGCUCAGAUGGAACUCCAUCUCCGUCAAAUCUUUCUCCAUCCAGCUCGUUUCGCUCUUCUCGAGGCUCUGCAUUUGCACUGUGGCAGGAUAUACCUGAUGUGCGAACGAGCGGUCAGUUAGACACCUUCAGCAACGAGGAGAGAAAACUGCAGGAGGCAAAGUUUGAGCUGGUAACUUCUGAGGCGUCAUACAUUCGUAGCCUGACGAUUGCUGUGGACCAUUUCAUGUUGUCUCAGGAGCUCACAGAGUGUCUUGGGGCUCAGAGGAAGCAGUGGCUCUUUUCCAAGCUGCCUGAAGUCAAAGAUGUCAGUGAGAGGUUCCUUCAGGACCUGGAGCACAGGCUGGAGAAAGACAUUCUCCGUUUUGAUGUGUGUGACAUAGUCCUGGAUCACUGCCCAGCUCUGAGAAGGGUCUAUUUGCCUUACGUAACCAACCAGGCUUAUCAGGAGCAGACAUACCAGCGGUUGCUGCAGGACAACCCUCGCUUCCCUGGCAUCCUGGCUCGCCUGGAGGAGGACCCCAUCUGCCAAAGGCUGCCCCUGACCUCCUUUUUAAUCCUCCCGUUUCAGAGGAUCACACGACUCAAAAUGUUGGUGGAGAACAUCUUAAAGAGGACAACACCGGGCUCCAGAGAUGAGGACACGGCCACAAAGGCUUUCAACGAGCUAAAAAAGAUCAUCAAAGAGUGUAAUUCCAGCGUGCAGUCUAUGAAGAGGAUGGAGGAACUCAUCCACCUCAACAAGAAAAUCAACUUUGAGGGCAAAAUCUUUCCUCUCAUCUCCCAGUCCCGCUGGUUGGUGAAGCACGGUGAGCUCCUGGAAGUGGACACCCAGAUGAUGAGCAUUUCGGGAUCAAAACUCAAGCUGCCCACCAAGCCAGUGUACCUCCACUUGUUUAACGACUGCCUGCUGCUGUCCAGGAGGAAGGACACAUGGAAGUUCAUGGUGUUUGUGCACGCUAAGAUUGGAGAGCUGAAAGUGAAGGAUCUCAGCCAGAAGCUGCAGGGAAUCUCAGGCUUCAUCUUCCAUCUGCAGCUGUGUGAAGGCCAGCAGCUCAAACAUCAGAUCCUUCUCAAAUCACACACAGAGAGUGGUAAGCAGAGAUGGAUCACAGCAAUGUUUCCAUCUGAUCCAUUUGAAGACAUUGAGCAGGCCAGUGAAAAUGAUGAUAUAUCCCAGGUGCAGUGCAUUAAAAGCUAUCAAGCCCAAGAACAUGAUGAGUUAACUUUGGAAAAAGCUGACAUUCUUCAAGCUAAAACCAUUACAAGUGACGGCUGGGUGGAGGGCAUCAGGCUGUCAGAUGGGGAGCGGGGCUGGUUCCCCAAAACCUACGUGGAGGAAAUCACAAGUCGGAGCGCUCGCCUCCGCAACCUCAGAGAAAACAUCCGCAUCAAAUGUGUCACACAGAAACUGAAAGGGGAGGACUGAGAGCUUUUACUGCAAAGCUGCGAUCCGGAUGAUCGAUUUCAUUUAAGGUGGAUGUCUGGAAUUCUUACAGUCAGCAGGUGCUGAAAUAAGACUUAUUUUUUUCCUCUAACAUGUUAAAAAGACAGCAAAAAUAUAAAUUUCUAUUUUACAUUUUCAUCUCAAACUUUUCACCUGUAAAAAAAACCCGGCUACAUUAACAAUUUAAAGCUCAAAUUAUUUAUUUUUAUCAAAACAUUUUUACGACUAUUUUAGUUUGGUAUACAGUGAAAAAACUUUGAAACAAGGAUUUAACCCAGAAACAAAAUUGUCUGCAAUUUCUCCGGCUGAAUAUAUCUUCAGAUUGUCCCAUGCAGACAUGUGAGCUUCGGAAGGCACACAGGAUAAACUCAAGACAUCAGAUAUUUGCUGCUGCAAUGCCUCAGGACACAAGCUUUAGGCAUCGCUUCUUCUCUUCACAAGGCCUUAAAACUCUGCUCUGUCUUCUGCAUACGACCAAAUCCUGAGCGGAGCAACAGAUAAAUUGAUUUCUCAGGAGAGUUUCUGUAUCUGAAACCAUUAAACUGAGACAGCGGGAAAUGCUUAAGUCGCCUCUUUUUAGGCUUUCAUACCAGAGAGCCAUAUUUGACUGGACUCUUUCACUGAUCAUAAAUGAAUGAGCAGGAAAUGAAGGCCUGUUUUACCUUAUACAGUAGUUUCUAAUUCAUCGAAGUGUAGAAAAAAGUAUUUUAUUACUCCGUAUAGCUGUUGAGGAGAAACAAAGGUCAACUAAAAAACAGUUGACUUUUCUGUGGUUAGCUGGGCAGGACUAUAAAACUACCUCCUGCCAAAUUUUUGUUUUGAGGAAAUAGGAAAAAUCCAGCAAUGACCCAAACAAAGAAAAUAUCCCAGGUAACGAACUAUUUACCUGGUAAACAUUCCCACUUGUAUGUAAAACAGUUUUUAUAUAUAUAUAUAUCUAUAUAUAUAGAUAUAUAUAGAUAUAAAUUCUCUGUUACGUCCAGAACUCUGUUUCAUCCCUUGAUUUUAGUUUUCAUCGACUCUUGAGUUAAACUAGUAAAGAAAAGUUUUUUAGUGAGCGACUGUUGAAGGUCCCGUAAAACACUACAAGAAAGUUUAGCUCCUUUCACCUGGAACCAAAGGAAAUAUGUUUUGGCCCGAGUUAUUUUGCAAACUACUGUUUUUCUAUUUACAAAGCAUGAAUCCUGAGACAAUGCAUCUCCCUGUGCGGAAAGCAAUAAUUUUCUGUUCAAACUGUUCCAUCAAAAUCUAUAAUUUAGCUGAGUCCUGAGGCGGAUGCAUUUCUGAAAAACACGAGCAGGUUUUUUUUUUUGUAAGUUUCAAACACUUCAUCCUUCUGUUGUAAAUUGUAGCCAAAUUUUCACUGCUGAAAAUAAAAACCCAAAUAAUGAUGCACUGUUUACUACUGACAAAAAGACCUCCUGUGUGGGAUAUUUGCUGUUUUUUAAGAAUUUGUGAACGGACCAGAAUACGGUGGUUAGGGUAGACCUUUUCAUAUUUGUUUACUGUAUAUAAGGAAAAUAACGUGUUUGCUAUGAAAAGUGUACAAACAUAUUCAGCUCCACUUAAACCUUGACAUACAUUCACCUCCAUAAAUCCCACAUCACUUUAGGCAUUUUCAUGAUUUGGCCAAGAACUGAUUAUACUGCCAGUUUAAGUAUCUUGACACCCUAUGUCAUUAUAUACAGCAGCGUUUCCCAACCCUGGUCCUCGAGGCACCCUGACCUGCUUGUUUCCCUUCAGCACAUCCCUUUCAGAUGAUUACAAUUCAGUAAAAGCCUGUUAAUCAGCGAUCAAUUGAAAUCCUGUGUGCUGAAGCAGAGAAAUGCCUAAAACAUGCAGGGCAUUGUGCCUUGAGGACCAGGACUGAAAAACACUGACAUACCGAACAACCUAGUCACUGAAGUCCAUGCUUUGGAGUAGCGAGGAAAAGUGUUUAAAGUAAAUGGGGCCUGACUUGUCCAGCAAUGGACCAGAAGAGCAUUGUGGGAUAUGUAGUAUAAGCAUUGCAUGCACUUUUUACCAGUGGGCCAAUCCUUGUAGGGAUUUAGGGUGCAUUCCCUGUUUAGUCCGUGUUAAUCAAACUCUAGUCUGUCUAGAUUCUAGACAGACUAGAAUCUGUCUAGAACCCCACCUCCCCAAAUUGGGGAGGUGGGAAUGCGCAAUUAAACUCUGUUGCAGACAAAAAAAUCAAACACUGAUCUGCCUAGAAAUCUCGGUCUCGGUUCAGCUGAAGUGAACUCUGGUGUCGUUCAAAUACAUGUGAAUGCAAGUGGACUGGAAACCGCUCCAAAAGCAGGAAUGGACUACAGCACAGAGCGUUCUGGGUAAAUACGACGAAAGCAAACGUGUGAGUCUAGCGCCACCAGAAGAAAUGGUUUGUGGUCAUUUACCAAAAAUAAAUCCUACAACGGUUAAAAUCUGAUUUUGUUUACAUUGUGUGAAGAAGGGAGCUGCGCUCAGUGUCUUUUUGUGUCGUUUCCUUCAGCGGUUCAUGGUGCAGCGCCACCACAGGCUGGGGGACGAACAUAUUUUUUCAAAGGUUUUUUUUUUAGUUUGAUAGUGCAGUGAGAAAGCAAACCACACCAGCUGAAAAUGUAACAAAUGUUGUAAUUUCGCUCCCUGGUUGAGCUGACUCUACUGGACUUUUCUUAGAAUUGUGAAGCAAUUAUUUGAAUUCCUAAACUAAUACGACAUUUAUGCUCAUGAUGUGUGGUUGGAAAGUGAUUCCAUUUACAAAUCUGUGUGAAAAAUAUAAAUUUUACUUUCACAGAUGCUUAAGUAAAAAAUGUGCAUGCUCUGACCUCUGACCCGGCUUUAAGUCAGUGUUUUUCCACUGUAGCUCCUUUCAGUCAGCAUUAUUUGAUGAGCAGCCCAGUGUGACUGAGCUGAGAUCUGUUUAUGGACCACUAUAAUCCACUUUUCCAGUGGCACAUGCAAUGUUUCGGACUUUCUGUCAAAUAGCUGUUUGUUGUAAUUUAAACUGUUGCUGUUGUGGCAUCUGUAUUUAUGUUCCCCCAGAUUCUGAUGUGUUUUACUGUAGAUGGCGUUGUGUAUAAAGAGUUAGAACUUG